GGAAAAAAAAAAAAAAAAAUCUGGGAACGAGAGCGGAUGGGCUGAACCGCACUUGGGAAACAGCGCGGACUUUCUGCUAGGACUCGGGCCCUACGUCUGCUCAGCCCCGUGGCUCCGCGCACCUACCACCAUGGAGCUGCGGCCUCGUCUCGGAGCCACCUGUUUGCUGGGCUUCAGUUUCCUGCUCCUCGUCACCUCUUCUGAUGGACAUAAUGGGCUUGGAAAGGGUUUUGGAGAUCACAUUCAUUGGAGGACACUAGAAGAUGGGAAGAAAGAAGCAGCUGCCAGUGGAUUACCCCUGAUGGUGAUUAUCCAUAAGUCCUGGUGUGGAGCUUGCAAAGCUUUAAAGCCCAAAUUUGCAGAGUCUACAGAAAUUUCAGAACUUUCCCAUAAUUUUGUUAUGGUAAAUCUUGAGGAUGAAGAAGAGCCCAAAGAUGAAGAUUUCAGCCCUGAUGGGGGUUAUAUUCCACGAAUCCUGUUCCUGGAUCCCAGUGGCAAGGUGCGUCCUGAAAUCAUCAAUGAGAAUGGAAACCCCAGCUACAAGUAUUUCUACAUCAGUGCUGAGCAAGUUGUUCAGGGGAUGAAGGAAGCUCAGGAAAGGCUGACGGGUGAUGCCUUCAGAGAGAAACAUCUUGAAGAUGAGUUGUAACAUGAAUGUAUCCCUUCUUUCAUCAAAGUUACUGUUGUGGAAGGAAGGCAGCAGGGAAGGGAAUAUUGAGGAAUCACUCAGAACAAUUAAACCUUGUUCCUGCCUACCUGGGAAGGGGCCCUCUCACUGUGGAAGAGUUCUGCUGCCAGAAGCUGGUCUCCAUGUUUGUGAUCCAGCAGAGUGUGGCAGACCUCCUUAUCCUGUCCCCUCUCACCUAAAUGUCUCUUUGUCAUUGAAGGUAAAGAAUGACACCUUUUGACACAAAACUUGAGCCAUUUGGAGGUUUACUCCUCACACUGCAGUAGUUGAAUCUUUCCAUUUCCUCCUGCUUUACUCACCUUAGCGGUGAAAAGAGACCAGAAGCAUCUUUUUUAUAAUGUUAAAAUUGCAGAAAUAGCUUAUCAUUUAAAACAACAAGUCCUAAAUGUAAAUCCGUAAUUCUACCCCACCAAGGAGACCAGCCUCUUUCUUCUCUUUUUCUCCUGGGAAUAAUCUUGGGCUUCUUCCUGAAUUCCUUCAACUUCCUUCCUCUUCUCUGGCUUGGCUUCCCUGUUUGCACGCAUGCGUGUGCAGGAAUGGCUGUGUGCUUUGGACUCAGCCCAGCUGGAAGCAUGCUUUCCCCUGUUAACUGUUGGAGAAACUCAAACCUUCAAGCCCUAGAUGGAGCCAUUUUUGUCAAGUCGUCAACUGUAUUUUUGUACUGGGGUUAACCAAAAAAUAUAUAUAUAUAUUAAUUGUUCCAUUAAACUUUAAUAAAACUUUAAAAGGAAA
Balaenoptera acutorostrata (minke whale) is the source of this 1420-nucleotide messenger RNA. It is a transcript of the gene TXNDC12, whose product is annotated as thioredoxin domain containing 12. The transcript has 7 exons. Gene Ontology annotation, cellular component: endoplasmic reticulum. Lineage: Eukaryota; Metazoa; Chordata; Mammalia; Artiodactyla; Balaenopteridae. The record is from RefSeq and is a predicted model, not a curated record. Bases 131 to 649 code for a protein of 172 amino acids.